Echinops telfairi (small Madagascar hedgehog) is the source of this 1273-nucleotide messenger RNA. Its product is annotated as bifunctional heparan sulfate N-deacetylase/N-sulfotransferase 3-like. The coding region runs from base 284 to 1273 and encodes 329 amino acids. Gene Ontology annotation, molecular function: heparan sulfate N-sulfotransferase activity; hydrolase activity. The record is from RefSeq and is a predicted model, not a curated record. The transcript is spliced from 3 exons. NCBI's taxonomy places the organism in Eukaryota, Metazoa, Chordata, Mammalia, Afrosoricida, Tenrecidae.
GUGCUGCUGCUACUUGUUAAGCCCCAAAGCCUGAGUCGAUGGUAGCGGAUAUUACCGGUUCAGAUUCUUUCCGAUUGCAACUUUCACAAGCGUUUCCUACUCUCUGAACUUUAAUUCCAGGCUACAUUUUCCGUGCCUCCUGGUCAAGUGACCCAAAUGUGCUGCAAUGGUGACAUAAAGACUUGACGGAGACUGGGAAGUAGCGGAAAUACCACCUUUCUUUUGCCCCUUUACAUUUUUAUGGUGCUUCGAUUGGGAACCGUCUGAGACAAGCAUAUACAACAUGAGUUUUAUCAUGAAGCUUCAUAGACAUUUUCAAAGGACGGUUAUUCUGCUUGCCACCUUCUGUAUGGUGAGCAUUAUCAUCUCCGCGUAUUACCUGUACAGUGGCUACAAGCAGGACACGGAACUCUCUGAAAUGGCUUCACAAGUGGACUGUGGGGCUCUCCAGCACCUGCCGUACAGGCCAGUGGAAGUGAAGGUGGCGAAGCCUUUUGAUUCCUUGAGGACAGACCCCAUCGUCCUGGUGUUUGUGGAGAGCCAAUACUCCCCCCUUGGUCAAGACAUCAUUAUGAUACUAGAAUCAAGUAGAUUCCAGUAUCACAUUGAAAUUGCUCCUGGGAAGGGGGAUCUUCCGGCACUUAUUGACAAAGCUAAAGGGAAAUAUAUUCUCAUUAUUUACGAGAAUAUUUUGAAGUAUAUAAAUAUGGACUCUUGGAAUAGAGGUCUUUUAGAUAAAUACUGUAUGGAAUAUGGUGUGGGUGUUAUAGGAUUCCACAAAACCAGUGAGAAGAGCCCGCCUAACUUUCAGUUAAAAGGUUUCCCUUUCUCCAUAUAUGGGAACCUUGCUGUUAAGGAUUGUUGCAUUAACUCUCAUUCUCCACUGCUUCGGGUAACCAAAUCUUCUAAGCUUGAGAAAGCUCAUUUGCCUGGAACUGACUGGACAGUUUUCCAGACCAACCAUUCAGCCUACCAACCAGUAAUAUUUGCCAAAGUAAAGACCCCAGAAAAUCUUUCUCCUCCCAUCUCUAAAGGUGUUUUCUUUGCCACUAUCAUACAUGACCUGGGGCUUCAAGAUGGGAUUCAGAGAGUCCUUUUCGGCAACAACUUGAACUUCUGGCUGCACAAGCUCAUCUUCAUAGAUGCGAUCUCCUUCUUGUCAGGCCAGAGGCUGACAUUGUCCUUGGACAGGUACAUCCUUGUGGACAUCGAUGACAUUUUUGUGGGGAAGGAGGGAACAAGAAUGAACACCAAUGAUGUGAAGGUAAAGUAG